CUCUUUCUCCGAACAUGAAGAAUCGUUAAUCCCCCAAAAUCUACCGUAUUCACUGGAACAACAAGAAACUCUGUCCGAAACCAAGAACAGAGACGUUGUGUCUCUACUCUCUGAUGGGCUGUUUUCUUGGGUGUUUUGGCGGUUCUAAGGAUCGGAAACCCAGAAAACAGAGGAAUAAGGUCAUCCCUCGGGACCAAAGACAUGGAAGUCAGAAGCCUUUGCAAAUCACCGUCUCUUCAGAACAGGGCAUAACAGAAAAACCCGUCACACCGGUCUCGGAGCUGCGAGAUAACUCUGAGGAGCACUUGAGCUUGAGUACCAGAAAGAGAGUUACAUUUGAUUCAAUUGUCACAACCUAUGAGCAUGUUUCAAUCUGUGAAAGUGUUGAUUCUUUACCAGAGAGGGGGGACACAGUUAGUGAGAAGGACAAGGAGGAAAGUUUGGCAAAAACAAGCCAUUCUAGUUCCCUAUCUGAAGAUGAUUCAGUAACUUCCAGUGUUGGAUCUUACCCUCCAAACCAUAGGUAUCAGAACUUCAGAGACAGCGAUGAUGAAGCUGAUGAGUAUGGAGAUACUGGUUUGGAUGAUGAAGAUGACGAGGAACUAGAAUGCUAUGGUGAUUAUGAUGAGGAUGAUUAUGAUAGAAUUGAAGUGAAAGAAGUGUGGUGCGAGUCAAUUCCAACUGCAUCGAUGGAGUCAAGGACCGAUAAUUCAGCAAGGGAGAUUAUGGAGGAGGUAGAGAGUCAAAUGACACAUCAAGAACUGAAAAGUAACCGAAAUGCAAGAGAUAGAAGUGCUUAUGUUCAUCCUGUGCUGAAUCCAGUGGAGAAUAUUACUCAGUGGAAAGCUGUAAAAUCCAAAAAUGCACCACCUUUGAAGCCACAAAACAAGAAUUUUACAUCAGAACAAGAAGCACCCCACGUUUCUUUCAGUUCAGAACCGAGUUUUAAGCAACCAUUCCUUGGUUUCAAGCCAAACCCACAAAACAAUUUCAAUCAAGAAGUAGCAGUUGAUGCAAGUCUUUCAAAUUGGUUGGUUUCUUCAGAAACAACUCCCGUCAAGAAGACUAGCUUUACGGGGCACGAAACCAUUACAUCUGAGAUGAGUAUGUCACAACAAGGAUCAAAUUCAGUAAUGAGCUUAGAAGAUAGACCAAUUUUAGGUGCACUGACAGUUGAGGAGAUUAGACAGUUUUCAGCAUCUUGCUCACCAAGGAGGUCACCUAGUCGAAGCCCUGAUGAGAUACCACUAAUAGGUACUGUUGGAACCUAUUGGAGUCACACAGGCCAAACUAAGGAUUCUGGUUCAGCCUCUUCCUAUAAAGGCAUACCAAACACUACCAGCAAAUACAGAGAGGAUAAGAGAGUGAAUUGGCACUCUACCCCAUUUGAAACAAGAUUGGAGAGAGCAUUGAUCAAGGGUACUGCUGAAGCUUAAUCUCCCAAGCUCUCCUGCUCCUCAUUUUUUUUUUUUUUUU
This is a messenger RNA of Ilex paraguariensis (yerba mate), 1476 nucleotides long. The record is from the annotation of a GenBank genome assembly. Lineage: Eukaryota; Viridiplantae; Streptophyta; Magnoliopsida; Aquifoliales; Aquifoliaceae.